AUGCUGGUCGAAAUUGAACAGACUGUGGGUUUCCUAGCCUCGUUCUUGUAUGGAACGAUUCCUCGUCGCCGCAUCGACACGUUUGCUGAGAUCUUGGCUAAUCGGUUACUGGAACGCCUGAUGGAUCAGUCUCGCCCACCAAAAAUUUGCCAUUUAGUCGUUAAUGUUGCCGGAAAAAGUGACCCCCUUAUUCAAGAUGCAGUUGAAGAAGCUUACAUGGACUUGACAGAAAUGCAAUCUCUUCUUCCCAACAAUUUGAUUGUUGAGAUACGACAAGGUUCCGUAAAUGCAGUCAAUGCAGAUACUGGUGGACGUCGUUUCCGCAACCGCUCCGCUUUGUCGCCCAAUUCGAAAAGUCGUCAUGGGCAAGAAACAAAAAGACGUCCUCUGCUGCGUAUCGAAUAUGAAUAUCGCUGUGUGGGUGGGGAAAAUAAACCGUGUGGGCGGCCAUAUUUCGAACUGCAACGGGAUGAUGCAGUCUACACAGCUCAGGCCUUUGCUGCGACACGUUUUGGAUCCACCAAGCUUAAAAGUCAUCAGAACUACCGAGUACUCAUCAGAAUAUCGUCGGAAAAAAGCUCUGACUGUGAAAACGAUCAAUCAAGAGAUUCCAAAGAAUUCCUCACAUCUAGUAGACUUUGA
Messenger RNA from Loa loa (African eye worm), 642 nucleotides. RefSeq lists its product as hypothetical. The record is from RefSeq and is a predicted model, not a curated record. The coding region runs from base 1 to 642 and encodes 213 amino acids. Gene Ontology annotation, molecular function: transcription corepressor activity. Gene Ontology annotation, biological process: regulation of gene expression. The transcript has 6 exons. Gene Ontology annotation, cellular component: nucleus; cytoplasm. NCBI's taxonomy places the organism in Eukaryota, Metazoa, Nematoda, Chromadorea, Rhabditida, Onchocercidae.